Molecule: messenger RNA, 1443 nt
Organism: Psilocybe cubensis
Lineage: Eukaryota; Fungi; Basidiomycota; Agaricomycetes; Agaricales; Agrocybaceae
Exons: 5
Coding region: 1-1443 (480 amino acids)
Molecular function (GO): nucleotide binding
Source: RefSeq, a predicted model, not a curated record
AUGUCGUCCCUCCUGAAUAACACCAAGAGUUUGUGGCGAAGAUCCAUUAGGCUCCCCAAAACAAGUUCUGAUUCUAGUUCUAAAGCUGGCACGAAGCCGGGCCCUGCUGGCACGGGGACCGACCACCUCGUCACAAUCGCAGUAAUUGGCUGUGGUCAAAGAGGAAAGGCAUACACGAGAUAUGCACUUGCCUGCCCUGACCGUUGCAAAGUAGUCGCUAUUGCUGAGCCUCGUCCCAAAACGCAGAAGUACUUUGCUGAUCUCCACCAGGUUGACCAAACUCUUGUGUUUAAUACCUGGCAGGAGCUUCAUGCUGCAUCUGCUGAGACGAUCUCAACCGUCGGAAAGCGGUUGGCUGAUGCGGUUCUGAUCGCUGUCCAGGACCAUCUUCACGCCGAAGUUGCUGUUGCCUUUGCAGAUCAGGGGUAUCAUAUUCUCUGUGAAAAACCUAUGGCUACAAACCUUGAGGAUUGCAUAGCGAUCGAUAGGGCUAUCAAAGAUGCAAGGAAAAUAUUUGGUAUGGGACACGUCAUGCGAUAUUCGCCUUAUAGCAGAGAAAUCACUGAAAUUAUUCGCUCUGGCUCUCUUGGUGAAUUGAUAAAUAUCGUUCAAGUCGAACCUGUGGGCUACUAUCACUUCGCACAUUCUUAUGUUCGCGGGAACUGGGCAAGCGAAGAAGCAAGUUCAUUUUCUCUCAUGACUAAAUGUUGCCAUGAUAUCGACCUUAUUUGCCACUGGUUUUACCCGGCAAUUCCAAUUAAGGUCUCUUCAUUCGGUUCUUUACGGCAUUUCCGAAAGUCUGCAAAACCCCCUGGCGCUGGAGAUGCAACUCGCUGCAUGGAGUGCCCGGCAGAGAAGGAAUGUCCCUACAGUGCUAAGAAAAUCUACUUGGAUGAAGUAUCCCAAGGACAUGUGGGCUGGCCCGCUUCCGCCAUCGUCGACGGAAUACCCGAUAUCGAAAACAUUACAGAAGCCCUCAAAAAAGGGUCAUACGGCCUUUGUGUUUACGAAAGUGCCAAUGACGUCUGCGAUAACCAAGUCGUCAACAUCGAGUUCUCAAACGGAUCGACUGCCUCUUUCACCAUGGUUGCAUUCACUGAAGCUAUCUGUGACCGGAGAACCAGGCUGCACUUCAGCCAUGGCGAGAUCAUUGGCGACAUGAAUACAUUUACCGUCAAUGACUUCAAGAAAAGAACUAGCAAGGUCCAUCACCCAAAGUCCGAAGGGGGUGGUCACGGAGGAGGAGAUAUGGGCCUCAUUCGUUCUUUUGUCGACGCAGUGUUAUCAAACGAGCAGGAAUUGCUGGGAACAAACUCCAGCGAAAUAUUGAAGAGUCAUCUAACCGUCUUUGCUGCGGAAGCUAGCAGAAGAGAAGGAGUGGUUAUUGACUGCGUAGACUUUGAGAAGAAGGCAAGGGAUAGAUGGGAACAAGCCAAUGUUUAA